Messenger RNA from Mangifera indica (mango), 542 nucleotides. RefSeq names its product mitochondrial import receptor subunit TOM7-1-like. Gene Ontology annotation, cellular component: mitochondrial outer membrane translocase complex. The record is from RefSeq and is a predicted model, not a curated record. Gene Ontology annotation, biological process: protein import into mitochondrial matrix. NCBI's taxonomy places the organism in Eukaryota, Viridiplantae, Streptophyta, Magnoliopsida, Sapindales, Anacardiaceae. The coding region runs from base 78 to 296 and encodes 72 amino acids. The transcript has a single exon.
AUUGAGGAAUUAGGGUUUUAAUCACAACAAACCUCCAAACCGAAAGAGCGAGAGGGAGAGACGGAGAGGCAGAAGGAAUGGGUUCAAGGAUCACACUUAAGAGCAAAGGCAAGAGUGUAAAGGGAGCGAAAGCAGCGGAGGAGAAAUCGACAGCGGAUUAUUUGAAAGAGUGGAGCACAUGGACCAUGAAAAAGGCUAAGGUCAUCACUCAUUACGGUUUCAUUCCUCUGAUCAUCAUCAUCGGCAUGAACUCUGAUCCAAAACCUCAGCUCUAUCAGCUACUAAGCCCCGUCUGAUAUGCGUUCUGUCUUUUUGAUUUAAUUAAUAUUAAGAGGCUUUUUAUCUGUCGAGUCUACAUGAUGUGAGGAUAUUAGGUUUUAAUAUGUGAUUUUACUUUCUUGUUUUAUGUAACUUUAUGGAUUUCUCCCUUCUAGUAUACUGGCCAUUUCAAUUCUAUAUUCUCGGUUUAGUUUGUUUAAGGAUUCUAUUUGAUUUGGCGAAUUUGUUUAAUUGAAUAAAUCAACGUAUGGAUUGAAAUAUAA